UCAGAGCGAAAAGGCGGGCCGCCGAGAGAGUCGUAGUGCAGCUGUCCGGCAUGUUCUCAGCGAGCAUCCGGUUGACAAAGGAGGGUAGAGGGACGGUCCCGUCUUCUGCCGAGGCGUCACCCUCUCCCAUGCAGGCACGAAGAUGCUCAUACCGCCAUCAGGUCGGGCCCGCUGCAGAACCUCGCGGCGCCGUCUUGAGAGGGCAGCUAGUAGAACUCUGGGCGGGACCGUGAGAGGGACGGCCGGCUCAUCUGGGCUGGUAUGGGUCUGCGGCUUUCUGGGGAGCGGGGCUGCCGGGUGUAGGUCCUUGAGCUGCUGGAGCGUUGCCGCUGUCGCCGGAGCGACCUUGGCGGCCGUCAGCCGCCUUGCCGCACGCGACAGCUCUCCCUGUUUCACAAAUCUCUCUGCUGCUCGCAGCUUGAUUUCCUCCAGGGAUGGCUCAGACACGCCGUCCACCGGUCCAUCGCCGCGUGGAGCAAAUAUGUGGCGACCCUGUUUAGCAAAAUUCCGAGACUCGUCGAGCAAUCCUUGCCACUCUCCAGCCCAGAACCGCUGAAAGCGAGCGCUCCACUUGCGAUGGCCGCCCUUUCCGCCGCGAUUCAUCGGGAAGAGCAGCAUAGUCGGCACGAAAAUGGCUGUCAGGCAGCCGACAUCCGAGUCCUCUUCGUCCUUCACGUACUUCUCGGUAGUGUCCACCACCAUGCUUAGCGAUUCCCGGACACACCCAGGUAUGCGGGAUAUGGUGCGAACGCCCAGCUUGAAAUGAUCAUCCCAUUGCUCGGCGGUGAGACUGCAGAGAUAAUCAAGCCCACGCUGCGGGAAAAUGCGUCUCGAGCGAAACCAGUGGGAGUCGUGGGGCGGGUCUGGUGGUGGACCUGGGGGAGGUGGAGGUCCUCCGCCGCUUGGGGGCGGCCCAUUGCCGCCCGAGUCACCAUCUCCUGCUCCGCCAUCCCCCGGGCCACCGGGUGGCGGGCCGGGCGGCGGCGGGAGUGCGAAUCCCCCUCCACCUCGAGCACCGCGGACGCCUCGUGGGGCUCCACGCGUUCCUCUACCGCGACCCCUCCCCCGAGCUCGGCGCGGCGGCGGCUGCGAAGCACCACCUUCACCAUCCCCGCCUCGCCCCGUCGCAUCACGGGUAUCUAGGGGCGUGUCUCGGGUGUCCGGAGCCGGAUUGACCGUGUCUCGGUUGAUCGAAGGCGGCGGCGGUGGCGGGGGAGGUGGAGGGGGCGGGGGUGGUGGUGGGGGUGGUGGGGAUGAUGGAGGCGGUUGAGAGCCUCCUCCCGGGCUCGAACAGGAGGGCGGCGGGGGAGGGUUGGGCGCAGUCUGCUGUCGUCGCAACUCACGGGCCCGACGGCCUCUCCCCCUGUGUUGCCCCGCCUCCCGCUGACGGAAGCACUGACCGCCACAGAAAGCCGUACAUAUCAUACAUCUGCCAAAACCCCUGUUCCUGGCUGAGCGCCGGCGGGCGUCUGGCGGCGGCUGAGAGGAGGGCGUAGGGGCGGCGGGGUCAUCAAGCCAAGCUGACAGGACGUCUCUCAAGUCGCAAAGCCCUUCUGGAGGACCCGGGUUCUCCGGAUCAAAGCCUUCGCGUGCUGCGAUCUCCGCCGCGGCGGAAGGUCGUGUGGCGUCCCACGCAUCGAGGAUGUCGUCCGAUUCUCGAAUGCCCUCGGACGGGUCACGAUUGUCGGGGUCGUAGCCUUCGCGCGACGUCAUAUCAGCCAGAGCCUCAGGUCGGCCAGGGGGAAGCGUGGGGCGAUCGCCGCCAUUCGGCCCCGCCGCCAAAGAUGGAUCCGCACCCGAGGGUCCGCGGUCCUCGCGAGAUAUCAGCUCAUCCAGAGUGAGUUGCCCGCUGGCACCUGCCCCUCCCCUGCCCCCUGUCAAAUCGCGAUCAUCCGCAAUAUCCAUCCAUCCGCAUCCAUCCAUGGUUUCUCCCACUUCACUCGUCCUGUCGACUUCUCGGCCAUCUCCUGUGGGCGAGAAGUCUAUGUGGGUGUCCUGAUCCUGCUGUUGUUCCAAGCCACUAGAAGCCACUUCCUCCUCCCACUCCUCACGUGGCGGUGCAGCCGCCUCCUCUUGCAGACGCCUGCGGGUGCGGCGUUGCCGUUGUCUAUCAGUGCGACGCUGGCGUCGGAUGCCCGAGCGGGGGGAGGUCUGUAGAUCGGCGAUGCCCUCUGGGUGAGAAGGAGGCGGGACGAGGCGGGUCGGUCCAUUGGUGGCAGCUGGGGGACGUGUCUCCGUCUGACGGGCCCGCAGCAUGGCCGUCAACGCUCGCGACUUCAGCGCAGGCGCAGGGCCACUCACCACAUCGGCACCAGUCGCCUGCAACUUCCCCACCCGCUGCGGGGUCACUCCCAUCCAACAGUAGCAGGGACAUGAAGUGGUUGCCAGCGUAGAAAAUAAAGAGUAUCGGCGGGGGGGGAGGGCUCCAGGACCGUCCUGGGUCGCUGCACACGUCCGCCCUCAGGGUGAAGUGUCUCAUGCUCGCUGAGCAGGAGCGGGACGGUGGGGUCUUCGAAUUGUUCCUCGGCAAGGACGCAGAGAACGAUGGAGGCUCCCGUCACCUUGGCCAGAGAGCGCACGUCACACUCGGUAAGUGACGAAUUCUGCAUGACGUCCAAGAUGUGGUCGCGAGGACUCGCAACAAGGCGUCCAAUUGACCCGACGAACGCCGCCGUUCAAGGUCCCCCACCACCAGCCCGCGCAAUUCUGCCGGUCCGGGGAUAGGGAUGGGAAGACGAUCAGCCGGCUGUUCACUGUCCGUGUGUCAUGGUUUUUCCGGAAGGAAGGUGAUUUCGCAGAGGAGGGAGGUAGCGUUGAGGGGCGUGGCG
Molecule: messenger RNA, 2828 nt
Organism: Vitrella brassicaformis
Lineage: Eukaryota; Vitrellaceae
Source: the annotation of a GenBank genome assembly